Messenger RNA from Nematolebias whitei (Rio pearlfish), 5571 nucleotides. It is a transcript of the gene xrn1, whose product is annotated as 5'-3' exoribonuclease 1. The record is from RefSeq and is a predicted model, not a curated record. NCBI's taxonomy places the organism in Eukaryota, Metazoa, Chordata, Actinopteri, Cyprinodontiformes, Rivulidae. Gene Ontology annotation, cellular component: nucleus. The transcript has 40 exons. Gene Ontology annotation, biological process: rRNA catabolic process; nuclear-transcribed mRNA catabolic process. The coding region runs from base 122 to 5131 and encodes 1669 amino acids. Gene Ontology annotation, molecular function: RNA binding; 5'-3' RNA exonuclease activity.
AAUCGGCCGUUUGAAACUAAACGAUUUUGAUUCUAACCUUGUCCGUCUCGCCGCUAAACGUCUCAUUUUCGGCUUUAAUUGUUUUCCUUGUAGACUGAAAGUUGAAAUUUUAGUGGUGAAUAUGGGAGUGCCGAAGUUUUACCGAUGGAUUUCAGAGCGCUAUCCUUGUCUCAGUGAAGUGGUGAAGGAACAUAAGAUUCCAGAGUUUGACAAUCUGUAUCUGGACAUGAAUGGCAUCAUCCACCAGUGCUCUCACCCGAAUGAUGAAGAUGUCCACUUUCGGAUCUCAGAGGAAAAGAUUUUUGCUGAUAUCUUUCAUUACCUGGAGGUGCUCUUCAGGAUCAUCAAGCCACGCAAGGUCUUCUUCAUGGCUGUAGACGGCGUGGCGCCAAGGGCUAAGAUGAACCAGCAGCGAGGUCGAAGGUUCAGAUCCGCCAAAGAAGCAGAGGAUAAGAUAAAGAAAGCCUUGGAGAAAGGAGAGGUGCUUCCUACAGAAGCUCGCUUUGACUCCAACUGUAUCACACCUGGCACUGACUUCAUGGCGAGACUACAGGAGCAGCUCAAGUACUUUGUUCACAGCAAGCUCUCCACAGACAAGUUGUGGCAGAAUGUCAAAGUCUACUUGUCUGGUCACGAGACACCAGGCGAAGGAGAACACAAGAUCAUGGAGUUUAUUCGUUCAGAAAACGCCAAACCUAAUCAUGAUCCCAACACACGACACUGCCUGUAUGGCCUGGAUGCUGACCUGAUUAUGUUGGGUCUAACGAGCCACGAGCCAAAUUUCUCUCUGCUCAGAGAAGAAGUCCGAUUUGUGAAGAAAUCCCAAAAAAGGAUAACCGCUCCAGAGGAGACAACUUUUCACCUGCUUCACUUGUCUCUGAUGAGAGAGUACAUAGACUAUGAGUUCUCAGAGCUAAAAAGUCGCAUGGGUUCGGAUUAUGAUCUGGAGCGAAUAAUAGAUGACUGGAUUCUGAUGGGCUUCCUUGUAGGAAAUGAUUUCAUCCCUCACCUCCCUCACCUUCACAUUAAUCAUGAUGCUUUGCCUCUGCUGUACAAGACUUACAUCAGUGUGCUGCCAAGCCUGGGAGGUUAUCUGAAUGAGAACGGCCACUUAAACCUCAGAAACUUUGAGAAAUACAUGGAGAAACUUUCUGAGUUUGACCGGGAACAUUUCAGCGAGGUGUUUGUCGACUUGAAGUGGUUUGAGAGUAAAAUAGGUAACAAAUACCUGAACGAGUCAGCCGGUCUGGCUGCUGAAGAGGAGGCUGGCAGCAAAACAAGUCGGGACUCUGCCCUGACCUCAGUUGAAAAAGUGACAGGAGAUGGAAAAGGAGCGCUGGGAGGUGAUGAGGAAGAGGAGGAUGAUUUGUUUGAAACUGAGUUCAGACAGUACAAACGCACAUACUACAUGACUAAGAUGGGUGUGGAUGUGGUAUCUGAUGAGUUUCUAGCUGAGCAGGCCCAGUGCUACGUGGAAGGUAUCCAGUGGAUUCUUCACUACUAUUAUCAUGGAGUUCAGUCCUGGAGCUGGUACUACCCAUUCCACUAUGCUCCAUUUCUGUCUGACAUCAGAAAUGUGUCAGGAUUAGAGCUGACCUUUGACCUUGGGAAGCCCUUUAUGCCUUUCCAGCAGCUGUUGGCGGUCCUGCCGUCUGCCAGCCAGUCACUGCUGCCUGAUUGCUACAGGGACUUGAUGACCAGCACAAAUUCUUCCAUUAUUGAGUACUAUCCUGUCGAUUUCAAAACUGAUCUCAACGGCAAGCAGCAGGAGUGGGAAGCUGUGGUGCUCAUUCCUUUUAUAGACGAGAGGUGCCUGCUAGCAGCCAUGGAGCCCUUCAAUCAUAAGCUGACAAAGGAAGAGAAGGCCAGGAAUCAGCAUUCGGAGUGUGCCUUGUACUUGUAUGACCCAGACAUAGACUUCACAUACACCUCCUCCCUGCCUCAGCUGUUUCCCAACAUCUUCCACUGCCAUGUCAGGAAAGCAAACAUCCCCAUGGAUGCUUGGAAAGUUCACUCGGACCACGUCAGCAAACGUGCUGACCGCUCAGCCCUCUACUUCUGUGGCUUCCCCACUUUACAUCAUAUCAGACACAAGUUUUAUAAGAAGAAAAAUGGGGUGCUCAUCUUCCAGCAGAGUAGUAGAGGAGAGAACAUGAUACUGGAAAUUCUUCCCAGUCAGGAAGGAGAAACUAUCUGUGAUGAUGUUGCUGCACAAGUGUUGGGGAAGUCUGUGUUUGUCAACUGGCCCCAUCUAGAGGAAGCUCGCAUUGUUGCUGUUUCAGAUGGAGAAACCAAAUUUACUUUAGACGAACCUCCAGGAGUCCAGCGAGUGUACGACAGGCCGUCCACUCCUACUCCCACUAAAGUCUCCUUUUUGACUGACAAGGAGCAAAAAGACUGGGUGAAGGAUGUCCAGGGGAUCACUGAACAUUUCUUGAAGAGAAAAGGCAUCGUAGUGAAUGAGACCGACGUGCUUCUGUACGGCCAAAUGCUGACAGGACGAAAGUACAUCCCUAAAGCAAAUGGGGCGGUGGAACUGGAGAAACAGUGGGCCAAACAGGUUCUCCCAUUUGCAUACCAGACUGUGGUGAAGGACAUCAAGGCCUUUUACUCAUCUCUGACCAGCUUUAGGAGCCUCGACGAGCUCUUCCCUCCAGCAACCACAGUCUUCAUGGUGGGAACACCUUACUAUGGCUCUAUGGGAGAGGUUCAAGAUUCUCAAGAUGUCAUUAAAGACGGCCGGGUCAGAGUGGUGUUCAGUGUGCCUCAUGAGCCACAGCUGGAUCACCUAAUCCUCAAUCAAGAUAAAUACUCUGUCAGGUACUGUCCCAGCUACAACCUGGCUUCUCAUCUCGGCAUCAGCAGCUAUCUCGUCUCUCGCUUCUCGGGCAGCAUCUUUAUCGGCAGAGGGUCCAAAAGGAAUCCCUGUGGAGAGCAAAGGACUAACAUUGGUCUGAACCUGAAGUUCAACAAGAAGAAUGAGGAGGUUCCCGGGUACACCAAGAGAACUGAAAAAGAGUGGCUGUACUCUGCUGCUGUUGAAGAGCUGCUCGAUGAAUACCUGCACAGAUUUCCUGAAGUAUUUAACUCCGUGUCCAGAAACUCUCAUGAUGAUGUUUUUUAUGAGGAUGACAUCUGGCCCAGAGAGGAUCAGAACGGAGCAGAGAAGGUGGCUGAAAUCACCUCAUGGUUGAAAAGUCACCCAGUCAGCUACUCCAGCAGGGUGUCAUGUGACCUCCAGGUGCUAGAUGGUGUCCUCGUGGAGAAGAUCGAGGAAGCGGUGGAUCGGUCCAAGGUGAAGAAGAGCUCCAAGAAAGUCCGUGUGACGGUGAAGCCUCAUCUCCUCUUCAGGCCUCUGGAGCAGCAGCAGGGGGUGGUUGCAGACCCCGACGCACAGUAUCGUCUGUUUGACAGAGUCGUCAACAUCAGGGAGAGUUUCACGGUCCCGCUGGGACUCAGGGGGACAAUCAUUGGCAUAAAAGGAGCGGAGCGGGAAGCAGAAGUUUUGUAUGAAGUGCUGUUUGACGAGGAGUUUGUUGGCGGUCUUAACAUCAGGUGUGCAUCCUUUCGUGGUUACCGCGUCCCGCCCUGUGCUCUGAUCAACCUUUCCCACGGAGCUCGAAUCGAUCCCACAUUCCACAAACUCACCGCCGUCGUCAAACCCCAACCUGCCACCGGCAGCAGCUUUAACGCUCGUCAGCUGACAGGCCUCAACCACUCGCCACGCUCACCAUUUAUACCCAUGCAGCACAACAACAAGCAUGCUAUGGUGAAGGCUCAGGGCACCAGGAACUCUCCGUCUAAAGGUCCCAACCAGAAACAACAGACGAAGGCUAAGGAUGAGUACAGUGAUGUGUGGCAGUCGCUACAGAAGGCAGGCGCUCCCAACAAACCUCCUCCUCACUGGAACAGUAAUGAAGGACAUUUCCAACAGGGGAAGACACAAGUUAACAAAGAAGGUACAUCUGAUUUUGAAGACCUUAUUGCAAGUCUAACGAUCUCCAAGGAAAGCCAGCAAACCGUACCACCACCCGCACCCUCAAAGGAACCCAACAGCCAGACAGAUGGUCCAUUGUCUCCACAGUCCUUUGCCAUGAAGGGAACUAUGGUGCUGAAGGAGAUGCUUAAGAUUGACGGUGCUGGAAAAGAGUCCGAGUCAACAAACACGGCCCCUUUUACUGGCCAGCAGCAGAACAGAAGACGAUCAUCCAAGAAACUUGCUGCCCAAAUGAACGAGCCUCACAGUGAAGCCGUUCAAUCAGCCUGUCCAGCACCGGCUGCCUCUGCCACCUCUGCUCUGACCAGUAAAGUGUCGGAGUUGGCCCGUGUCUGUGUAGGGCUGGGUAUGACACCUCCUGACUUCAGCUUUGUGUGCAACAGGCAGGGUCUGGUGGUGUGUCAGGUGAAGCUGUCCAAUGGAUUAAUGGUCCAUGGUCCCCAGUGCCCGUCAGAAAGUGAUGCCAAGGAGCGAGCUGCUUUCUUUGCACUGCAAAGACUGACCUCAUUAGGGUCAGGAUUCCCCAUUCCACCUCCCCUCUACGCAGGAAUGGCUCAGAUACAACCCCCACCUUUAGGAGCCAUGACGCCCAUCUUCAACCAACAAGGUGGUAUGUUGUUCCCCCCCCAGCGUUACGGUCCUCCACCUAUUUGGGGAAUGACUCUGCCUCCCCACCACCCCUCGAACCAGCCGUUCUACGGAGCAGCAGGAACCUUCCCAGGCGCUGCUCGCCCUCAGCCUGCAGCGAAUCUGCCUGGUGGCUCACACAACCAGUUCGUCCCAUUACAGGUGACUAAGAAGCGUGUAUCAGCCAACAAAAAGCACCAAGAAACUCGAGAGUUUUACAGCGCAGCCGGAACUGUUGCCAAGAUCCAGUCCCAGAAGACCCAGGGCCAGAACUCGGGUCCAUUCCAAGCUCAGAGUGAACCACAGAGCAACAGCUUCAAUCAGCAGGAGCCCAACAACGGUCCUUCAUCGUCCAGUCCCAGUCUAGCAGACGGCACUUCCGCAGCAGCAGCUCACACACCGCCUCGACAAGGCGUGCCCGCAGCAGGCCACGCCCCUGGCUCCGCCUCUAAGAGGAAGCACCGGAAGUUGGCUGUUAACUUUGAGGCAGCUAAAGUGUCACAGUGAGCCGGGCGGUGCCUGUGUAUAAGUGUGUGUGAGUGUGUGUCGUGUUUUUCUUGGCUGCUGUUUUUUUAGCCUGACUCAGACUCUGAUAAAAAUCUCGUCAGUGUUUCUGAGAAGGAAGCAGUUACAGUCGAGUCAACAGAACGGGACUGUCCUUUUUUUAACCAAACACAAAAGUAACUUCUCCUACCAUCUCAGUUUAAUUCAGAGCGACGCCACUCUCACAUCAUCCACCAUCCCUGACUGAAGAAGUGCUGCGCUCCCUCUGAGAGGCUUUAGGAAGCUACGGUGUGUUUGUGUCCACAGGCUGCAGUGCAUUCUGGGAUGCUUGUUUUUCAUUCAUUCUCAGGUUGCUACUGAGGUCUGAUUCCUAAAUCCUUCAAAUCUAAACCCCAGUAAAGUCCAGCUCAGAUUUACAAGAUGCAUUUUAUAUGUUUUGCCUG